This is a messenger RNA of Ostertagia ostertagi, 381 nucleotides long. NCBI's taxonomy places the organism in Eukaryota, Metazoa, Nematoda, Chromadorea, Rhabditida, Trichostrongylidae. The record is from the annotation of a GenBank genome assembly.
AAUUUUAUAUUGAAAACGAUCCGGAAGGCUAAGCACCUUCGCCCAAAUGCGUCCUGGGGUCUUUACGGUUUUCCGUAUUGCAACUACGAUGCAGGGAAGAAAGGAGAGUACAUUGCUCUGAGACAUAUCAAAAGUUCAACGACGAAGAAGCAAAUCGGAUUGCACAAAAGUACAAUCCGCCGCUGCCUAUCUUUCCUUAUACCAAAUUCGAAUACGAUCCCGUUAAGAAAGAAUUGCUCAUUCUACAAUGACCAAGAUCUAUGCAGUACGAUCAAACAGCCCGCUCUCAUGGGAGUCAAUGGACUGAUUUUUUGGAGCAGCAGUACAAAUAUGCAGACACGAUGCAAUGCGAUCAAGGACUUUGUAGAUUUGAAACUUGGC